AUGAAGAGAGGAGCGGCCACGCCGAGCCCGAACAGCGGAAAGGGCAAGGGGACGCCGGCGAAGAAGAAGACCACACACCAGAGCCCAUCCGCUGCCGUGGCCAAGAAGACACCCACCAAGCCACCAGCACCGGCCAAAUCGCCAAAAUCGGCCCAGAAAUCGAAUGCUGGCAAUGGCAACGAUUCGAAGCAGGGCAGCGGGGGCGGAGGGCGCAGGAAGUCGAGGGGAGGAGAUGAGGCGGAAUGGAAGGUGAAGGAAUUCGACGGCCAAAGCAACAACGCUGCAGAUCAGGCGGAGGAGGAGAAUCGGCUGCGGCUCGAGAUUCAGAAAUUGUUCGCCAAGGAGGGAUUCAAAUCUCAACCCCUUCCUGCAUCAUCGUCUACUUCGUCCGGCGCCUCAUCGGCCAAGGCUUCGUCUAACGGUCGAACCACGGCAGCGAAGGGACAAGACAAAGGCAAGAGCAAAACAGCUCCCAUCUCGGAGGAUGAAGAAGAAGAUGAUGGAGAUGAAGACGGUCAAAUCGCUGACGGUGGAGAUGAAGAUGAGAUUGAGUGGGACGAAGAGGUGGAAUGGGACGAAGAAGUGGAUGAUGAAGACGGGUGGGAGGAGCUGAGCGACGAUUUUGACGAGGAUGGCGACGACGAUGAAGGCGAACCUCUCGCAUUCGAAGACGCCGAGAACGAGAGCGAGGACGGCGAAGAGGACGAGGAUGAAGACGAGGACGAGAUGGACGUGACCAACGAGAACGACGCCAGCGCUGUGGACGACGCAUCGAUGGACAGCGAAAGCGAAAGCGAAAGCGAGCAGUCCCAGGAGAAGUCGCAGUCGCGAGGACCGAUGGCCGAGGCACUCGACGCGCUGGAGGCGACGCUGACUCACACUCACAAGCUUCUCGCUGAGCAGGAAAAGCGUGGCGACCUGCGCAAGGUGAUGGGCACGAAGACGUCCAUGGCGCAAAAGGAAUCCUUCCUGGCCCAGAUGGCCAAGCUCUCUCUUCACACCGUCAAGACCAUCGACAAGGCCCUGCAGCUCAAGCAGGACGUGCACCGCGCUCUCGUCGACGCCCACAACCUGCCAAAGACGCCCAGCGAGCUCAUGCCGCCAUUCGAAGAUGCGCUGGACAUUCUCUUCCAGGACUUGCGUAAGGACGCCAACUCGCAGGGCUUCGUGGAGAACGAGGAGAAGUGGGUGCAGUCCGGACUGUGGUUCCGCGUCAACAAGGAGAGCCAGAAGGCGUGGACGGUCUACGCCAGUGCCACCAACCAGCUGACGGAGCUGGACGACGAGGCUGCGCAGCAGGACGAGAAGAAGAAGAAGAAGAAGUUCAAGAGAGCCAAAAAGAACAGCGACGACGAAGAUGGAGAUGAAGACAGCGACGAAGAGGAUGAGGAGCUCACGUUCGAGCAGGUCUACAUGCAGCAGAUCACCGAGGCCCUGGCCGACGAGCUGGACGAGCUCAAGGAGCGGGAGAAGAUCGAGGACGAGACCAAGGUCACGCAGCUGGUCGACUGUCUGCAGCUGGGCAUGGACUUCUACUCCGACCUCGAGAAGGACCUCAGCGUCCAGGGCUGGAAGCGAAAGAACACCAAUGGCAACAACACCAACAACGGCAAGAAGGGCCUCCACCAGGCCCUCCAGGAGCUCUACUAG
Messenger RNA from Acanthamoeba castellanii str. Neff, 1650 nucleotides. RefSeq lists its product as uncharacterized. Lineage: Eukaryota; Discosea; Longamoebia; Acanthamoebidae. Bases 1 to 1650 code for a protein of 549 amino acids. The record is from RefSeq and is a predicted model, not a curated record. The transcript is spliced from 5 exons.